GUAGAUGAAAGAAAGACUAGUUACAUAUGAGUACAUAAUAUGUUUAUGGAGUCAACAUAAAGUGUUCCUCUUCCAGUGUGUUUACACUCUUCAGACUUUAGUCUCCACUAUUGAUGAUAUGGGACUUCAAUAUUUGCUAUUCAGAAUGGAGAGUGUUACAAGUAGGAACAUAAAGAGACCCAGACUAGGUUACUAUGGUUCGGGGCUUUAAGCCAUCCAUUGUGUUCUUGCUUGCUUUUGUGGCGUUUCUUUGGACUGUUUGGCCCCACUGACUGCACAGGAAUAAUGCAGUGUUUGGUGUAACUGGCAGAUGAGCUGUGUUUCGUAGGCAAGUGUUAGGAUGGAUUGAUGAGAUUAUCUUUUGGACGAAGGGAGCCUCACACAUGGUGGUGAUACAUGGAAUCGUGGAUUUAUUUAAUAGAACAUCAAUAUUGAUUUCAGAUUGGAGUGACCUUAAUCUGUUUGUGGUGGUGAUUUUGAUACACACUCAAAUAAUAAGAGCUACAUCUUUGUGGUUUGCAAAAGACCUUCAAACAAUGCAGCUCCGUCUUUGUGGUCUGGAGAGACAGUCAAAUAAUAGAGCUACGUGUACAUGAACGAGUUUUAAUCUUUGAUUUAAUAGAGACCUUGACCAAGUAAUUACUGUAUGAAAUAAAACUUUUAUUAUCAGCUUCAAAGAUUUAACAUUGGUGCAUUUUCUGCCAGUUUGAGUUUUUUGAGAGAAAAAUACCAAGAACUUUUAUAUCCAUGAGGAUUUGAAAAAAAAUUAUGCAUUACUAUAACUUCAAGCCUUAUUGGAGUUUUUGUGUGUGGAUUCAAGUAUUAAUUUGAUUGAAUUUUCUCUUAAUGAUGGAAUAUUCUUUCUAAGAUGGCAGUGUGGUCCGGACACUAUACUUUCAGCUCAACCUGAUCAUAAUUCCUCAAACUUGAAAUGGUCAAAGUUCACUUUGCUUAAAAACAUGCAAUUGGUGAGAACAUGCAGACUUAAUAUUUCUAGGAGUCACUCAUAAGGAGCAUAUAUUCCUUAGUCGUAAAGACUCGUAAUCAGCAAUGAAACUGAAAAAAUAGACUUUAAAUCAAGACUUGACUUUCAUCAUCAUGUCUGAGAGAGGAGAAGAUAGUUCACUUCCUAUAAUGGGCCAAGGUAGAAGAGCCAAAUCAGCAGAUCUUUGUCGUUCCCGACAAAGGGUCCAGUCUGCUAAAAGCACCCGUAGUGCCAUUGAGACGGUAUUACCAACAUCUCAAAAUGCAGUGUCCAGGGCAGUGUACCUUCGGAGAUUGAACAUUCUUAUGUCACAGAAAGAAGAUAAUUCAAACAUUCAAAGAUCAGCAACUCCUAAUUCAUAUGGUUCAAGCACCAGGAUGAAGCAAGUUCCCCUUCCACAAGUGAGGAAUAGCUCACGUACAGGGACCAGCGCACCAAGGAAUGUGAAGAAUAUUUCCAUCAGUAGUGAUCGAUAUCUAGGCUCAUCAAAGACUGGACGCCAAAGCUCUCAAAGCUCUCUACACAAGUCCUAUCCACAGUAUGAUGCGCCCUCGUUGCCCAAAAAGGAGCAGGUUCAUAGAUUCGAAGAGGAGCAGACCAACCUAUAUAUCACACGGACGAUGAAACGAAAGUCAGAGAUCCUAUCUCACCGAGUUGAUAGAUUGUACUAUCUCUGUGGAUCAGGGUUCCCGGUGCAGGGCAGGUAUGAUGUCAGCGAUGUUGAAUUACAAAAACUACAAGACUUCUCUAGGGUUCGAAACAAUAGCAGAGCUACAAGUGGUUUUUCAAGCGGAAGGAGUGUGCAUAGUUUGACUGAAUCUAGUCUGUUAACAGAAAGCAGGAGUAAGAGAUCACCUCUUGGGUCACCGUUAGGAUCACCUCGCUGCACACCCGUUCCUCCUAACAUUGAUCUUACCGUAGAAGGAAGUGGGGUCACUCACUCUGGUGACAAGGUCAAAGGUCAUGCAGUGUCAAACCAAAAUCAGAAUGAAGGGACUCCACAAGGUCAGAUGUCUUCCAGAAUCCAAGAUGGAAAUACAAUGAAGGAAGAUGGGAAGAAGAGUUCUGUGGACAGUGACUCCCAUAACAGGAAAGCAGGAGACUCGUCUGAGAACCAGAUUGCAGGUGCCAGUAGGACGGAGGACUCAUCAGAAGAACAACAUGCUAUCCCUCAUAGAACCGGAGAGACAGAACAUGAUGAGAAAGAUAGGACUGAGUGCGAGAAAGAUAGUGGACAUGAAGUUAGGCAGAAUGGAAAGUCGGAUGGAAGAACUGAUGAAGGAGGAGCAUUGGAAGAAGAUGGACAAGGAGCAGCCUUGAGGCAGCUUUCAACUGGUGGUGAUGGAGACGGUGAUGCGAACAAGGAAUGCAGAAAUGGUGGAGGAACACUUGUAGGAGGAGGCGGGGAUGCUGCUGGUGUCUCAGGAGGACUGGCAUCUGGUGAUGCGAUCAAGGAUGCAGAUGAUUGCCAUGGAGAUGGUGAUAAUGCAGAUGGUUGCCAAGGAGAGGGUGAUGGUGCAAAUGGUCGCCAUGGAGACGGUCAAGAUCGUGAUGAUGCAGAUGGUUGCCAUGGAGAGGGAGAAGAUGACGUUGAAGAGAUAGGAGGUGGAGAAGGCGGAGAUGAUGCCUUGAACAGACUCUCUUCUAGUGAUGCCAUACAGGAAUCGGAUGGUCAGCUUGGUGAUGAGGAUAAAGGAGAAUGUCAAGAUAAAGUUCACAAUGAUGGAGAAGAAAGUGUCACAUCAAAGCAUCCAGUUCUUGGAGAAAGACAGGUAGAAAGUAUUGCUCCAGGAUUAAAACUUGAUAAGACACCAUGCACCAUGAAGAAAUCAGAUGUAUACCUGACCGACUUUGGUGAUCCCAAGGCACCAACAUCGAGCGAUAGAGACGGGAAGCCAAUCCACAGCUACGGCCGGGAGAUCGCUCAGCUGGAAAGUAAACUAGACAAGGUGGAUACCUUGACCCAGGAAGUAGAUGACAUAGGUCAGGUGACAAGGGUGAAUUCUGAUGCAUCUGAUUGGGGGAAUGUCAGCAACCAGGAUGGGAACUAUGAGAGCGGUGUGUUCGCCAGAGCUAGGAGUGACGAGGAGAGGAGGAAGGCUCUGCAGCGGAGGGAGGAAAGGAAAGAAGCAAAGAAUGCGGUUAAGGUGGAAGAGAGUGACGCCCAACGAGUCCGGGAUAAAGCAGAAAAGGAAAGAGCUCUCAAACAGGCUAGGAAAAUCAAGUUCAAGAUGGAGGAUGUGUACAAUUUUAUCAGUAGCAGACAACGGGAAAUCUUCAGCCAGAAGUUUAGGGAGCUGGACUCUGACGGAAAUGGGAAGAUUACUCUGAAAGAACUCACUAAAAAGAUGCAUUCCACUACUUCUAAGGAUGAUAUUCGCCAUCUACUUAAGGUGUUUGAUUUGAACAAGGAUAAAACUGUUGACCAGCGUGAGUUUGUGACGGUUGCUGCCCUCAAUGACAAACUGACCGGGAAGGAGGUGACAUCAGAGGCCGCACCGUUAGAACUGAACUUGAACCGGCUCUCUGUUCAUAUAACAGCUUACAAGGAAAUGUUUGAUGCUGUCGAUCAGAACGGAGACGGACGUCUGGCGAUGGACGAGAUCAUGUUCAUCAUCACGGUUUCAACCGGCAUCGACAUCGCGGUCGACAAGGAGGCCGUCCGUUACAUCCACAACACCAUAGACAAGGAUGGGAAUGGCAGCAUUGAUUUUGUGGAAUAUCUUGCCUUCAUUCCUUUCUUCCAGAAGAUCCAUCAGCAAAUUAUCGGAAAGCCUGUCACGUUUGAUGAGAUUGAAGAGGCAAGGAGAGCUGUGAAAAAGGCUAUGAAUAGAUAGUUUGAAAGAGAUUGUAAAAGACAAAGAAGAGUCCCAAAAGUGUGAUAUCAUCAAGUAUCUAAUUUCUUGUGCAUUUCAGCAUUUUCAUGAGCAUGUUUCAGUAGAGCAUGAUGAAACACAUUCAAAACAACCAUUUGGACAUGAAGUGGUUCAUGGUGGCCCAAGGGACGGAAAAAUGAAUACACAAUGAGCCCCAAUAAAAAAUCAGAUUAAAUUGGCCUGAUUCACAACUAUUUAGAACCAGGAAAAAAAAGAAAAAAAAAGGAUGAAGGGAAAGAAGCUUUUCAUCCUCUCAAAAAAGGCUCCAAAUCAAAGCAGUGGCAAAAAUAGUCAUUUUUUGACUGGUUGCCAACACACCACAAGACAGAAGAAGAAGGAGAAUUUACAUUGAUUUUUGUGUCAUCACAUCGGGUUGUGGCGUCAGGGUCGGGCAGUCGCCAAACCCGACCAUUGGAGAAAAAGGCCCAGUAAAUUCCCGAAACGUGGGGUCCAGUUUACCAGACCAUUUGAGAAAAGAACACCCUAAAUCCUGGAAAGGUCGGGUCCAGUUUAUCCGAUGUUUUGUGAAAAUCGCAGCAAAAUUCAAAUGGUCGGACAAACUGAAUCUGAUUUUUCGAGAUAUUUAAGGUGGCCAUUUUCUCGUAUGGUCAGAUAUACCUAAUUGCCCGACCACGAGCCUUCAUACGGGCACACCUUGGGGCCUUCAUGGACUGAAUCCCACCAAAUUUGGGGUAUGGAUAAUUUUCAUCCUGCUUUGCCGAGAUGUAUGGAAAACCCUGAAAUGCAAACAAAAUAUGUUUUGUGACGUCAUGGCUUCGGUUCUCUAUAGACCUUGUAUAAGAUGUACACAGAAUAGACAACUCUAGGAAUGACCAAAUAGAUGGAAGAGACUAUGUUUUAAAGCCUGUCUUUAAGUUUGAUUAUAUGAAUACUGGACAACCAUUCUUACAUUCCAAUCUUAUAAAGGUGUAGUGAUCAUUAUAUAUACCCGGUAAGAAGAAGCAUAUUAUUGGUAGAAAGUCACAUUUACCAACCUCUUGUGGUAAUAUUUACUAUCUGAUUAAACAUCCUUUUAAUACCCGUCUAAAAAAGUUAGCUAUUGUCAUUCAAAAACUUUAUGCAAAAAUUUCAUUCUGAACCUUUCAUUCCAAAUUUGAAAAUCGUUCUUCUAUAGGACCCUUAAAAACAUUUUGAUGGUAAAUUUGUCCAUAAAUGCAGUUGACCGACUUUUGUGGAAUUAUCUUCCACAGGGUUUCAAAAACCCAAACAUCAGCAACCACCUUCAGGGAAAACCUGAAGACGUACCUGUAUAAUCAGGGUUCCCAAAGAAAUUUGAAAACAGACAUCCAUGACUAAAUUGCUGCUUUCCAUGACGUCCAUGGAGUUAGGAUGUCACAAAACUGGGAAAAAUGGAAAUCAUGAACACCAAUUAUAAUAGCAGAGUAUGAGAGUUGCGAGACAUGACAAACUGGAAAGCUGCCAUAGCCAAGAGGUAAAUGCUAUUCCAUGACUUUUCGCAAAUUUUCCAAAUUCCCUGACUUUCCAUGACCACAAAUUUUUCAAGGAUUUUCCAAAACUGGGAACCCUGAUAAUGGUGCUUUUUGACAGACAACCAUCUCUAUAUUGAGGGCUAUCCUUGUGUAGUUUGAACUUCCUAUGUAUUUUUUCUCCCUUUUUGUAAUUUACUGUGAAGCGCCUUGAGCAUCUAAUUAAGAUGGGAAGUGUGCUAUACAAAUUCUAUGUAUUAAAACAGGAUUUAGAUCGCAGAAAAUAAUUCAGAAGAAAGAGUUUAUCACACGUAAUUUGUCAGUGUUUAUUACAACAGUAUAUUUCAUACAAUUUUAAUAAUAUUAAGUGGAAAUGAAUGACUAAAAUCCUGAAAUUGUUAAAUGGAUUGAAAACAUCAAAAUUGUUUAUUCUACACCAAUGAGCAAGUAAUUAGAUAUAGACAUUCUUUGUAUAUCUCUAUUUUGAUACAUAAACGGGGGAAUGUUUCAUCAACAUUUUUGUCUCGUAAGUUGUCAAAUGUGAAAACUUUCCUUGAUUUUUGAGUGGCUGAGAAGCACUGUUACCAUGGUAAUUCCUGGUAAAUAAACAAGACUUAUCGGAUAAAACAUCCGACAAGUCCUUUCAUGGGAAUGCUCCCAUGAAAUUAUGAAAUUCAAGGGAUUAAACAUUUUGGUACUGUAUUGCAAAAUAAGACUUCCAUUAUUUAAAGGACCAUUGUUGAUUGCUUUUUCGGGUCCAUGUGAGCAUGAGUCUCCUAAAAGAAGCUUCCUCAUGUUGAAGUUUCAGACACAUUUGUGGCGAUAUGUAUCAUGUACAAAACAUGAAUAUUUCUGUAAAAUAUUUUCAAAUCACUUUGAAAAUUUCAAAUCGUAGCAAAAACAAAAUGGUCGGUAUUCAGCUGGGACUAGGUGCAGACUUUACAAAAUUGUUAUUUCUUUCUUUUAUUCUAUGGUAUGCAUUUUCUCUGUUUCCCACUUCCAUUCGGUGAUGGCAAUUUUGCGAAAAUAUUGUGAAAAACUUUGUAAAUGCUGGGAAGUACAGGGAAAUACUAGAAUAUGCUUGAGAAACAUCUUGGUAACACCUGAAAAUAUUCAAGAAUACAUUUUCAUAGUAUUUUCUUGCAUUUCUAACUAUUUUUCCAUCUUCCUCAAAAGUUAUCAAGGCAGUAUUUCCAACUCCGUCCAACCCUGCUUCUAUGGGGUGCGGUUUCACAUUCCUCUGUCAGUAUUCCUGACAAAUUUUAUUUUUACCAAAGAUUUGCAAAAUUGUAUUCAUGUAUAUAAUGUGUGAAUUUAAGUGAGAGUGGAACAAAGUGCCUUGAUGGAUCUAUAAUUAUUUUAUCGCAUGAUAACUUCUGACCAAUCAUACAAGAAUAAUACUUCUUGUAUGUUGAAUCAUGAUAAUGAAAAAUGCAUACAUGUAUAUUAAUUUUGGGAAAUUUUGUUUUCAGACUGUCAUAAUAAGGCUGGUUGUGUGCGGGGUUAUGCUGAAUAUAUAUCUAAUAUGCUUGAAUGUUUGCAAUAUUUUAUGGUUAGUCACUUUGUAAUUGUGUGUAUAUACUAAUCUACAAUCUGCUUAUGUAAGAUUAUGAAUUUGAAAGAAGAAAGCUUUAUUUUAUAUUCAUAUUAAAAAUAUUAAAAAUUACAAAA
Messenger RNA from Lytechinus pictus (painted urchin), 6980 nucleotides. RefSeq lists its product as uncharacterized. Lineage: Eukaryota; Metazoa; Echinodermata; Echinoidea; Temnopleuroida; Toxopneustidae. The transcript has 14 exons. Bases 1099 to 3822 code for a protein of 907 amino acids. The record is from RefSeq and is a predicted model, not a curated record. Gene Ontology annotation, molecular function: calcium ion binding.